Bombina bombina (fire-bellied toad) is the source of this 2005-nucleotide messenger RNA. RefSeq names its product SRY-box transcription factor 2 (gene SOX2). Gene Ontology annotation, biological process: anatomical structure morphogenesis; cell differentiation; regulation of DNA-templated transcription. NCBI's taxonomy places the organism in Eukaryota, Metazoa, Chordata, Amphibia, Anura, Bombinatoridae. The coding region runs from base 185 to 1111 and encodes 308 amino acids. The record is from RefSeq and is a predicted model, not a curated record. Gene Ontology annotation, molecular function: RNA polymerase II cis-regulatory region sequence-specific DNA binding; DNA-binding transcription factor activity, RNA polymerase II-specific. The transcript has a single exon.
UCAAAAAAGUAGCAGGAGUUGUCAAACGCGCAGGGAUGAAAAGUAGUUUGCUGGCUGUCUGAGUGAAGCAGAGACAGAUCCCACAAGCAGGGAGUUUGGGAGAAUCUACAGCACUCACUUUACUGGAGGGGACUCACUCUCUUAUUUUUCUUGUGUGCAAAAGGCUCCCAGAAAAAGUGCGUGAAUGUACAACAUGAUGGAAACCGAGCUCAAACCCCCUGCCCCCCAGCAGGCUUCAGGGGGCAACUCAGCCUCUAACAACCAGAAAAACAGCCCGGACCGAGUCAAGAGACCCAUGAACGCCUUCAUGGUGUGGUCCCGGGGGCAGAGGAGGAAGAUGGCCCAGGAGAACCCUAAGAUGCACAACUCGGAGAUCAGUAAGCGGCUGGGGGCCGAGUGGAAGCUGCUGUCCGAGGCUGAGAAGAGACCCUUCAUAGAUGAAGCCAAGAGGCUGCGUGCCCUGCACAUGAAGGAGCAUCCGGAUUAUAAAUACAGGCCCAGGAGGAAAACCAAAACCCUGAUGAAGAAGGAUAAGUACACCCUGCCUGGGGGCUUGCUGGCUCCCGGGGGCAACAGCAUGAGCUCUGGGGUAGGGGCGAGUCUAGGAGCUGGGGUGAACCAGAGGAUGGACAGCUACGCUCAUAUGAAUGGCUGGACUAAUGGGGGCUAUGGCAUGAUGCAAGAGCAGCUGGGCUACCCACAACACCCGGGCUUGAAUGCCCACAACGCGGCUCAGAUGCAGCCCAUGCACCGCUACGACGUGAGUGCGCUCCAGUACAACUCCAUGACCACCUCCCAGAGCUAUAUGAACGGGUCGCCCACCUACAGCAUGUCCUACUCACAGCAAGGGGCUCCAGGGAUGACUCUGGGCUCCAUGGGCUCCGUAGUAAAGUCAGAGUCCAGCUCCAGCCCACCUGUAGUCACCUCUUCUUCUCACUCCAGGGCUCCAUGCCAGGCUGGGGACCUCCGGGACAUGAUCAGCAUGUACCUACCUGGGGCAGAAGUGCCAGAGCCAUCUGCCCAAAGCAGACUCCACAUGUCCCAGCAUUAUCAGAGCGCAUCUGUACCAGGCACAGCCAUCAAUGGCACUCUCCCUCUAUCACAUAUGUGAGAGAAAAGAAACUUUUGUUAGAGUUUGGACUUCUUUUUUUUUUGGACUAUUUUUGUACAGAGAAAAAAAAAUCUGGGGAGGGGGAAACGAACUUGUAUAGAACCAGAGAAAGAAAACUACACAAAACUUAAAAAAGUUCUAGGUAGGAACUUUGCAGAAAAGUUUGCAAAAUACCCUUUACCAAUAAUAUUUAGAGCUAGUCUCAAAAGUGAUGAAAUAUGUUUUAUUAUUUGCAAGCAACUUUUGUACAGUAUUUAUCACAUAAACUUGGCAAUCAAUAAUGCCCUUUGUUUAUAAGCUACCAGUUUGCCAAUCCUUUUAAAGUCCUAGGUCAGUGCAGCUAUUAUUUAGGGAAAACUGCAGAAAAGGGACACUUUAUUGUUUUUUACAUUUGGACAUUUUAAUCGUUUAGCUUAAUUGUAAGAAAUUGAAAAAUAUAUAAUAUGACAAGUACUGGCAAAACCAAUUCAUUGGUUUUCCAUUUUUAAAAAGGGCAAAGUGUACUCAUUUUAUUUUUAUUUUUCUGAUUGUUUAAAGCAAAAAGUGUCCGUAAUCAAUCCAACAGUUGUUAAUUUAUAAUAGUCUGUAUCAACCUUUUCAUCCUGUUCAGAUAAAAAAAGCAACAUAAAACUACUGUGUUUGAAAUAUUUUCUUAUGGUUUGUAACAUUUAUGUAAAUUUAUUGUGCUGAUAUUUUAAGGUUUUUUUUUUCCCUCUCAUUUUUCAGUAGAUGUAUUUUAAAGAAUCGGCUCUGUUUUAUUCUAAUCAGUUAGCCGAAAAGUCCAUGUAUAUAUUUGAACUAAUACCACCCUUAUAACAGGUACAUUUUCAACUUAAGUUUUUACUCCAUUAUGCACAGUUUGAGAUAAAUAAAUUUUUGAAAUAUGGAAUCUGA